Messenger RNA from Meriones unguiculatus (Mongolian gerbil), 1383 nucleotides. RefSeq names its product YY1 associated factor 2 (gene Yaf2). The transcript is spliced from 4 exons. Gene Ontology annotation, molecular function: DNA binding; transcription coregulator activity. Gene Ontology annotation, cellular component: nucleus. Gene Ontology annotation, biological process: positive regulation of DNA-templated transcription. The coding region runs from base 134 to 676 and encodes 180 amino acids. The record is from RefSeq and is a predicted model, not a curated record. Lineage: Eukaryota; Metazoa; Chordata; Mammalia; Rodentia; Muridae.
GCGGCGGCGGCGGCGGCGGCGGCGGCGGCGGCGCGGCCUUCCCCGCCCCCCUCGCCUCCGCGCUUCCGCCGGCCGCUUCCCCCGAGGCGCUGACAGAGCGAUCGCAGCUCCGCGCGCGUCGCCGCCCGCCAGCAUGGGCGACAAGAAGAGCCCCACCAGGCCGAAGCGGCAGCCGAAGCCCGCCUCGGAUGAGGGCUACUGGGACUGCAGCGUCUGCACCUUCCGGAACAGCGCCGAGGCCUUCAAGUGCAUGAUGUGCGAUGUGCGGAAGGGCACCUCCACCCGGAAACCUCGCCCCGUCUCACAGCUUGUCGCACAGCAGGUCCCUCAGCAGUUUGUGCCCCCUCCCCAGUCAAAGAAAGAGAGGAAAGAUAAAGCAGAAAAAGAAAAAAGUGAAAAGGAAACAACUAGCAAAAAGAACUGUCAUAAGAAAACCAGACCAAGAUUAAAAAAUGUGGAUCGGAGUAGUGCUCAGCAUUUGGAAGUCACUGUUGGAGAUCUAACAGUCAUUAUUACAGACUUUAAGGAGAAAGCAAAGUCAGCGCCUGCGUCCAGUGCUGCUGCUGGGGAUCAGCACAGCCAGAGCAGCUGCAGCUCUGACAACGCAGAGCGGGCCGUGUCCGGGUCCUCCUCGCCCCACGGAGAAGCCUCGUCCCUGAAUGGAGAGUCUCACUGAACAUUCUUGCUCCACGUAGUCAUGCCUGUCCUCCAUGGAAACACAGAUUAUGCCAAGAACUACCACAUUUUCAUGACAGACGCAUCCAUGCCUAACCUAAAAUUUGAGUUUUUCAUGAAAUACAAAUUUUCCAGAAUUUAUUAGAUUUUACUGGAGUGUAAGCUACUGAACAUUUCCAGACUUAACAUUUUGGUCUCUGCUGUUAAAUGCCAUGAAAAUGUGGUUGAAUUAUUCAUUAUGCAGUGUUAUUGGUAAGUCUAUUUUCACUUAUAGUUUAGUGAAUUCUAACACAUAAUUAUUGAAUUCUCUACUAUUGGCAUGUAAUGAGUUUAAAUUUUUUAUUACAUAGUGCAAGCUGCCUAAAUAUGUAUUAUUUGAGAAUUGUGAAACAAAUAGUUAUAUGUAUGCAAGUCAAAGAUCAACUUAAUCAACUAUUGCUGCAACAGGAUCUUCUUAAUGGGUAUCCUCUUAAUGCACCUGCUGGUACUUGGUGUGGUUAAACAGGAAGUUGUUAUUAAAUAAAGAAUUUGUAUUGACCUUUGCCAAGGUUUUGACAUGUUUUUACUAAAUUAUUGUUUCUGAGUUAUGUUUUAUCCAUUUUUUGCAGUUUAUGUUUGUUAGUUUGCUUACUUUUCAAAGCAUCAUUUUAUUGUACUAUUUACUAGCUGAAUAGUGAACAAUAAAACAUGGACUGUUUAGCUUUCUAA